This is a messenger RNA of Guillardia theta CCMP2712, 765 nucleotides long. RefSeq lists its product as hypothetical. Bases 1 to 765 code for a protein of 254 amino acids. NCBI's taxonomy places the organism in Eukaryota, Cryptophyceae, Pyrenomonadales, Geminigeraceae. The record is from RefSeq and is a predicted model, not a curated record. The transcript is spliced from 4 exons.
AUGGUGAGAGCGUACAAGGAGCAGAACCCUCAUGCGGAGAUCUGUGCAGUGACGAGGACGGACAAGCGGCACGAGAAGCUGAGGAGGAUCGGGGCAGGAGACGUUGAGACGAGCCUCCCAGCUAGAAAGUUCGACCACGUUGUGAUCCUGGUGACGCCGAACGUCGAAGACUAUGAGGAGAUUGUGAGAAGCAGCGUGUCAUGCUGGAGGAAGGAGGAGGAGGGGACAAGAGGAGGAGGAGGGAACCUGGUGCUGGCGUCUUCAGUCGGGGUGUUUGCACAGAGUGAUCAGGAGGUGGUGACCGUGAACGAGGAGAGCGCAGUGAACAGGACGGGGUCUCCCUUCUCGUCAAAGCUGCUGAGAGCAGAGGAGAUCGCUCUCGGAGCAGGAGGAGUUGUCAUGCGACUAGCAGGGAUGUACAACCUUGCGCCCGAUCGCAACUCAUUCUUCCUCAAGAGCGGGGAGGUGGAGAGGCGGGGGGACAGUCUGAUGGGGCUGGUGGGGUAUGACGAUGUUGUCGGAGCGAUCAUGCUAGCGCUGGGGAAAGAGAAAGAGACGGUGAGCGGGGAGAUCUUCAUCGUAUGUGAUGGGCAGGAACAAACGAUUCAAGAAGUCUAUGCUGACGCUGAGAGCACUGGAAUUGUCAGUGAUGAUGGUAGUGACGAUGACGAUGAUGGUGCUGAUGACGACGACGACCAUGACCAUGAUAAUGACGAUGAUGAUGACGAUGAUGAUGACGAUGGCGACGAUGGAGACUUGUGGUAG